Messenger RNA from Salvia miltiorrhiza (redroot sage), 837 nucleotides. Its product is annotated as putative receptor-like protein kinase At3g47110. Lineage: Eukaryota; Viridiplantae; Streptophyta; Magnoliopsida; Lamiales; Lamiaceae. The transcript has a single exon. Gene Ontology annotation, molecular function: protein binding. Bases 1 to 837 code for a protein of 278 amino acids. The record is from RefSeq and is a predicted model, not a curated record.
AUGGAGAAAAAGCUUUAUUGCAUUUUGCAGUAUGCAUUCCUAAUUACCAUAACCUUCCAAAUGCUUUCUUCUGAAGCCAAAGCCAAACAACCUCUGAGCCUUGCAACUGAUCAAACUGCCCUUCUUUCACUCAAACAUACAUCUCUUUUACUUGCAUCUAAUUGGACCAACUCCACCUCCGUCUGCAGCUGGAUUGGCGUCACUUGCAGCUUGCGCCACCACAGAGUAUCUGCCUUGAAUCUCUCCAACAUGGCUCUCUCCGCCACCAUUCCACUACAGCUCGGCCACCUCUCCUUCCUCGUCUCCCUCGACCUCUCCAACAUGGCUCUCUCCGCCACCAUUCCACUACAGCUCGGCCACCUCUCCUUCCUCGUCUCCCUCGACCUCUCCAACAACCUUUUCUAUGGACAUUUGCCACACCAACUGUCUCUCCUUCGCCGUUUGAAGUUCAUAUCUCUCCGACUCAACAACUUCACCGGAGACAUCCCUCCGAUGUUGGGUCACUUACCAAAAUUAGAGUACUUGUCUUUACGCAACAACAGCUUCAUAGGUUCCAUCCCAAAAUCGCUCUCAAACCUCACAAACCUACAAUUGCUUGACUUAUCUUACAAUUCUCUAAGUGGAGAAAUUCCAAAAGAGUUUGGGAGACUUCAAAGUCUACAAACUCUAUCUGUUCAAUUCAAUCGUCUAUCCGGUGCUAUAUCAUCAGCCAUAUUCAACAUAUCGACCUUGGUGACUAUAGAUUUGACAGGCAUUGAAUUGAGUGGAAGUCUUCCAACAGACAUGUGCCGUUCAAACUCUUACUGUGCUAAGUUUAAACUUAAAUUUUCAUUUUAA